AUUCCUAUCUCAUUCAUAUAACAUAUGCAUGCACAUUUCAAUGCUUUAUUUAGAAUAUGAAUUGACUAAGGAUGUAUCUAUAUCUCAGAAAUUACGAGAUAAAAAAUAUUUUUAUAUUACAAAAUUAGGAUCCAGUUUUAAUUUUACUUAAUACUUCUCUAAUCAUGCCAUCCGAUAAAGUGGUCGUCUGUGAUAAUGGCACUGGUUUUGUGAAAUGUGGCUUCGCUGGCUCCAACUUUCCAACUUCCAUCUUUCCAUCGAUGGUUGGACGCCCAAUUUUACGUUCAGAAGAAAAAGUGGAGGGCAUUGAAAUUAAAGACAUUAUUAUUGGAGAUGAGGCAAACAAACUACGCCAGAUGCUACAGAUCCGCUAUCCCCUGGAACAUGGAAUCGUCCGAGACUGGGAAGACAUGAAAUAUCUAUGGGAUUACACGUUUUACGAAAAACUUAAAAUUCAACCUGACGAAUGCAAAAUUUUGCUCACAGAGCCCCCUCUCAACCCACGCAAGAACAGGGAGCGCAUGCUGGAGGUCAUGUUUGAGCAAUACAACUUUAAAUCUGUCUAUGUGUCCGUCCAAGCUGUCUUGACCUUGUAUGCGCAGGGACUCAUGACAGGCGUUGUUCUAGAUUCAGGGGAUGGUGUGAGUCAUAUAGUCCCAGUUUAUGAGGGUGCUGGACUUCCUCAUCUAACGAAGAGAAUUGACGUCGCUGGAAGAGACGUGACGAAAUAUUUUAUCAAAUUACUGCUUCAUAGAGGAUAUGCCUUCAAUCGAACUGCUGAUUUCGAGACCGUUCGUGAAAUGAAAGAGAAGCUUUGCUACGUUGGAUACGAUAUUGAUCUCGAGAAUCGUCUAUCUACCGACACGACUGUGCUUGUUCAGUCUUAUACCAUUCCUGAUGGUCGUGUCGUCAAAGUUGGUCGGGAGCGUUAUAUGGCUCCAGAGGCUUUGUUUACUCCAUCUUUGAUUGAUGUCGACGGUCCCGGCAUAUCUGAAGCGGUGUUCAAUUGUAUCAAUUCAGCCGAUAUGGACAUUCGCCCGGAUUUCUAUAAGCACAUUGUACUGUCUGGGGGUUCGACUAUGUAUCCUGGACUUCCAUCUAGACUUGAGAAGGACAUUCGUAUGUACUAUGCCGAACGGGUUGCAAAAGGAAAUCAAGAUGCGAUCAACAAAUUCCAGUGUCGCAUCGAAGAUCCUCCAAGACGUAAGCAUAUGGUGUUUUUGGGCGGCGCCGUCCUGGCUGAUAUUAUGAAGGAGAAGGACAGUUUCUGGGCGAACAAGAGUGAAUAUACCGAAAAGGGUAUGAAUUAUUGCCUGGACAAGCUCAGCGGUGUUAUCCACACCUAAGAGACAUCUAUGAUCAAAAAAGAAUUUUUUUUUUAAAAAGAUCUUUUUUAGCCAUUUGAA
Messenger RNA from Schistocerca gregaria, 1406 nucleotides. Its product is annotated as actin-related protein 2-like. Gene Ontology annotation, cellular component: Arp2/3 protein complex; actin cortical patch. The record is from RefSeq and is a predicted model, not a curated record. Gene Ontology annotation, molecular function: actin filament binding. The transcript has 4 exons. Gene Ontology annotation, biological process: Arp2/3 complex-mediated actin nucleation. Lineage: Eukaryota; Metazoa; Arthropoda; Insecta; Orthoptera; Acrididae. Bases 165 to 1346 code for a protein of 393 amino acids.